AUGGCUUCUCUCUCAAAGUUAUCAACUACUAUCGCUUCCCUUGUCAUCGCAGCACUUCCAAAUUUUGCCCAGAGCAGCACCACACAUAAUAAUCAACACCACAACCAAAUCACAAAUGCACAAACUUGGUACACAGAACAGAGAAAAAUGUGUCUAGUCGAAAGUUUCAACUUCAAAAAGUGCCCCUGCAAACUCACACGUCGGCAUAUCUGCUAUCCUCACUUGCAAAGUCAGAGAAUGACAAAGUAUAAAGCGAAUAAACCCCUGUUCCUUCCUAUCCACACAUACUCACUCGUCCAGGAAAGGGAAGAUAAGCCGGACGUAGUGAUAGACUUGGAGGGGUGUCUUAAGUUUCAUGAGCAGCCGAUCGAGGAGGGGAAUGGGUAUUGUGGGAUGGUCGAGAGUGGUUGCCCGUAUGUUGAGAAAAAUAGUAGAGAGAGAGUUCUGAGUGAUGAGUUGUUGGAGUGGAAGGGGAGAGAACGCUUGUGUCAUUCUGGCAAUGUCUUAGGAGAGGGUGGAAUUGCGGAGGAACCGGAAAGUUAUGGGGAUGAGGGAGUGGUGGGAGAGUGGAAGGAGGAGGAAGAUGGUGUGUGGUUGGUUGAAGAGUGUGAGGGAGAUGGGCUCAAUAGAAGGAACCCAGUGGGAAGAAGUUCGCUUCACGGGGAGACACAGCGGAAGAGGAAGAUUUCUUUGCACAUAGAAACCGGAGAGGGAGGCAUUCCGCAGGGUACACAAUCCUCCUCAAUGGAUAAACCGCUCCCCCCUCCUCCAGUCGUGGCCGUAUCGCCUGAGGCGGUGCAUAUGGAUCCUCGUCAUGCUUUGGCCAUGAUACCUGAUGAGGAAGACGGAGAGCUUACAAGGCCGAGGUCAGAAUCAUUGGAGGAGACAGACCCCCGUAUUGUGUUCUAUAGAUCUAUGGGUUUCACCAAUAAUUAA
Molecule: messenger RNA, 936 nt
Organism: Hymenoscyphus albidus
Lineage: Eukaryota; Fungi; Ascomycota; Leotiomycetes; Helotiales; Helotiaceae
Source: the annotation of a GenBank genome assembly